AUGGGAGGUAAUAAUAAACAAGGCAUGUUUAGAUUUGCUGAUAAAAAAGAUAAGUUGUUAAUGUUCUUUGGAACAUUAGGUAGUAUGGGAGAUGGUCUUCAGAUUCCUCUAAUGAUGUUUGUGCUUAGUGAUGUAAUUAAUGAUUAUGGAAAUCUAAGUAACUCUGUUUCUAUGAAGACUGUCAACAAGUAUUCUCUCAGGUUACUCUAUGUUGCAUUUGGAGUUGGACUGGCUGCUUUUGUUGAAGGAUUAUGUUGGGCAAGAACUGCAGAAAGACAAACAUCUAGAAUGAGAUUAGAGUACCUAAAAUCUGUUCUAAGGCAAGAAGUUGGAUUUUUCGAUACACAGGCAGCUGAAUCUUCCACUACUUAUCAAGUAAUUUCGACUGUAUCAGCUGAUUCAACUACCAUCCAAAUCACCAUAGGCGAGAAGAUACCUGAUUGCCUGGCUUACAUGUCAUCCUUCCUGUUCUGUCAUAUCUUUGCCUUUCUACUCUCAUGGAAGAUCACGUUGGCCGCGAUACCAUUCACCUUAAUGUUCAUCAUUCCUGGACUUGGAUUUGGUACAAUGAUGAUGAAUGUGGGAAUGCAGAUGAUAGAGUCAUAUGGAGUCGCCGGGGGAAUAGCAGAACAAGCUAUCUCUUCUAUAAGAACAUUGUACUCUUAUGUGGCUGAGAACCAAACUCUCGAGAAGUUCAGUCAAUCGUUGCAGAAAGUUAUGGAACUAGGAAUCAAACAAGGCUUUGCUAGAGGGUUGUUGCUAGGUAGCUUGGGAAUGGUUUAUAUUAGUUGGGCUUUUCAAGCAUGGCUGGGAUCGAUUCUAGUUAGCAAACAUGGAGAAAAAGGAGGUGAUGUAUUUGUAGCAGGUUUCAAUGUUCUUAUGGGAGGAUUAAACAUUCUGUCGGCUCUUCCAAAUCUUACAGCAAUCACGGAGGCAAAAUCUGCUGCAAUUCGGAUCACAGAGAUGAUUGAUCGACAACCUGCAAUUGACACUGAAGACAAGAAGGGGAAAGCAUUGUCAUAUGUAAGAGGAGAAAUCGAAUUCAAUGGUGUAUACUUCAGUUACCCCUCAAGGCCUGAUACGCCUAUCUUGCAAGGCCUGAAUCUUAGAAUUUCACCUGGGAAAACUACAGGACUUGUUGGGGGUAGUGGUUCAGGGAAGUCCACAAUCAUUUCAUUGCUUCAGAGAUUCUACGAUCCCAUUGAAGGCGAUAUUUCGUUGGAUGGUCACAAGAUAAAGAAACUCCAUAUAAAGUGGCUGAGGUCCCAAAUAGGUCUGGUUAAUCAAGAACCAAUUCUCUUUGCAACAACCAUAAAAGAGAACAUACUAUUUGGCAAAGAGGGAGCAACUAUGGAAGAAGUAGAGAAGGCAACAAAAGCUGCAAAUGCUCAUGAUUUUAUUAUAAAGUUACCAGAUGCAUAUGAAACUCAGGUUGGGCAAUUUGGUCUGCAGUUAUCUGGAGGACAAAAGCAGCGAAUAGCCAUAGCGAGGGCUUUGAUAAGAGAUCCAAAAGUCCUGCUGCUCGAUGAAGCUACAAGUGCAUUGGAUUCACAAUCUGAAAGAGUUGUACAACAGGCCCUGGAUCAUGCAUCUAUGGGAAGAACUGCAAUCGUCAUAGCUCACCGUCUGUCCACCAUUAGAAUGGCGAAUAGGAUAGUAGUUCUUCAACAAGGGAGAGUAAUCGAGUCUGGAACACACGAAGAGCUUAUGCAAAUGACUGAUGGCGAAGGUGGAGAGUAUUACAAAAUGGUGCAGCUGCAGCAACUAGCCACAUUAAAUGAUGUUGCCAAUACCCCUAAUCAAAAGACUGGUGGAAGAAGUAGCUAUCGAAAAGGUAGUAAUACCCCUCAAAGUCCAUUCAACAUGAUAUCUAGUGCAGCAGCCACACCGGUUAUGUACUCGUUCAGUCCAGCAUUUUCUAGAAGUACACCAUUGUCAGUUCCUUAUUCCGUCCAGUACGAAGAAUCAUAUGACAGUUAUGAUAACCAUUCCACAAAAGAGGCUCAUCCAGCACCUUCACAAUUGCGUUUACUCCAAAUGAAUGCUCCUGAAUGGGGUAGAGCUUUGCUCGGAUGCAUAGGAGCGAUAGGCUCAGGAGCUGUUCAGCCAAUAAAUGCCUACUGCGUGGGGGCAGUUAUAUCUGUUUACUUCCGGCCUGAUAAAUCCUCCAUCCAAUCCCACGCGAGGAUCUAUUCUUUCAUAUUCAUAGGUCUUGCUGUUUUCAACUUCUUCACGAAUGUUAUCCAACACUACAAUUUUGCUGUCAUGGGAGAAAGGCUAACCAGAAGGAUUAGGGAAAUGCUGCUUGCCAAACUCAUGACGUUUGAGAUCAAAUGGUUUGAUCAAGACGAGAACACGAGUGCAGCCAUAUGUGCUCGGCUAUCAACUGAAGCAAACAUGGUUCGUUCCCUUGUGGGAGACCGUAUGUCAUUGCUAGCUCAAGCAUUCUUUGCUGCUACAUUUGCUUAUACAUUAGGACUUUUCCUAACAUGGAAGCUGUCCUUAGUGAUGAUGGCAGCUCAGCCUUUGCUCAUUGGAAGUUUUUACGCGAGGACUGUACUGAUGAAGAGUAUGUCUGUAAAAGCACAGAAAGCUCAAAGAGAGGGAAGCCAAUUAGCAAGUGAAGCUGUUAUUAAUCAUAGAACAAUAACUGCUUUCUCAUCUCAGAAAAGGAUAGUAGGGCUCUUUAGAGACUCAUUAGAAGGUCCUAGAAAGGAAAGCAUACGACAAUCUUGGUAUGCCGGUAUAGGUCUAUGUAGCUCUCAAUUCCUAGCUGCAGCUUCUACAGCUUUAGCUUACUGGUAUGGCGGAAAACUAUUGUCACAAGGGGACAUAUCUCCUGAGAAACUUUUUCAAGCAUUUCUAGCAUUGCUUUUCACUGCUUAUACUAUUGCUGAGGCAGGAAGCAUGACUAAAGAUAUAUCUAGAGGAAAUAAUGCUGUGGGUUCAGUCUUUGCAAUCCUCGAUAGAAACACUGAGAUCAAUCCAGAUAAUUCAUCAGCAAUAGAUGCAACGAGAACACAAAUAAGGGGACGUGUGGAGCUGAAAAGACUAUUUUUUGCUUAUCCAUCAAGACCAGAUCAGCUGAUUUUCAGAGGAUUAAGCCUCAAGAUAAGUGCAGGAACUACAGUAGCAUUAGUUGGACAAAGUGGUUGUGGAAAAUCAACGAUAAUUGGGCUUAUUGAAAGAUUUUAUGAUCCAGAUAAAGGAUCAGUCUAUAUCGACGAAAGGGAUGUAAAAGACUACAACUUGAGAUCCCUGAGGCAAAGUAUUGCAUUAGUUAGCCAAGAACCAACUCUCUUUGCAGGAACUAUCUAUGAGAACAUUGCAUAUGGAAAAGAGAACGCCAGCGAAUCUGAGAUAAUAAAGGCUGCUGUGCUUGCUAAUGCUCAUGAAUUUAUAAGUGGAAUGAAUGAUGGAUAUGAAACACAAUGUGGACAAAGGGGAGUGCAACUAUCAGGAGGUCAGAAACAACGAAUAGCCAUUGCCCGAGCAAUACUCAAGAGCCCGAAAAUCCUGUUGUUAGAUGAAGCAACUAGUGCUCUUGACACUGUAUCUGAAAGCGCGGUCCAAGAAGCACUAGAGAAAAUGAUGGUUGGACGAACAUGCAUUGUCGUGGCUCAUCGCCUUUCUACAAUACAGAAAGCUAGUUCCAUUGCUGUUAUAAAGGAUGGAAUAGUUGCAGAACAAGGCUCACAUUCUGAUCUACUUUCUAUAGGAAAAUAUGGUUCAUAUUAUUCUUUGGUCAAGUUACAAGGGGGAAACUCUCCUUACAGGUAA
This is a messenger RNA of Solanum tuberosum (potato), 3780 nucleotides long. Its product is annotated as putative multidrug resistance protein. The transcript is spliced from 7 exons. Gene Ontology annotation, molecular function: ATP hydrolysis activity; ABC-type transporter activity; ATP binding. The coding region runs from base 1 to 3780 and encodes 1259 amino acids. NCBI's taxonomy places the organism in Eukaryota, Viridiplantae, Streptophyta, Magnoliopsida, Solanales, Solanaceae. Gene Ontology annotation, biological process: transmembrane transport. Gene Ontology annotation, cellular component: membrane. The record is from RefSeq and is a predicted model, not a curated record.